AUGGAUUCUGACGACGAUGGUGAUGUUGGUCGGAGGGCAGGAGCUGAGGAUAUCCAAGACGAUGAGUUCGAUUCAUCACCUCGACCAGCAAAGCGACGCAGGACAACUGUAACACCAGCGGCCAAGGCGAAGAAGCAACCAACGGCUCGCAAGCAAGCUGCAACCAAGAAGACAACCACCAAGAAGAAAGUUGUCAACGAAGAUUCCAUUGUUAACGACGAGGAGGACGCGUUCGAUCCACCAGUUGUUGCACCGAAACCAAAACGCAAGCCACGGAUUUCGAAAAAGGCUUCCACCAAGGAUGAUGAAAGUCUGCUUGGUGAUUCCGACGACACCAUAGGUCGAAGUGCCGCAGAACCAAAACGUAANCUCACGAAAAGGGCAUCUACUGGAUCUGGCUCUGAGGAUGUUGACGAUGAGGACGACAAGAAAGCGGCAAAGCCGAAGCAUCGCAUUCACGUACCGGUUAUGGUAGACCUUCUAACAGACAGGUUUGCGGACGAGGAACCACCGGAAUCGUCUGCUCCGUGGAGUAUCAGAGGACCCAUCUGGAAGAAGGAGGUGUUGGUUUCGAAGCCAUCGCCAGUGGUGCCUACACCAGCUCGUCAGCCUUCACUACUAAAAAGUACUCUCAAUCAUUCGGCGCUCAGAAACAACGAUGCUGCUCAGAGCCGUACUACGCCAGUUCGCAACCCACAUGUGACGGCGAACACCGCAUCUGUGCGCCAGCCUCCCGCUCAUGAAACCCGCCCACAGGAUAUAGCUGCCACAACGCCUAAAACACAUUCGGAUGCCUGGGGAGACCUCAGCGAUGACAUCGAUUCUGAACUCUUGAUGGGCUUGGUAGCGGAUCAACCUCAUCAAGCCACCAGCGUGCCAAAAGCUCAACCUUUUCUGGAAGACUCCAGUAGUGAUGACUUCGAUACUGAGGAUCUCAUCAUGCUAGAUGCUACUGCUCCGCGAGUGGAAGAAUCAGUAGCCACUAGAUCACCGACAAGCAGUCCACCGCCUGCGAAAACUGUCCCAGCGAACUUCCCUCCCCACAACGCACGACAAGUCUACCANGUUGUGGAUUCUGCAGAUGAACUCUACAAGUCGCCAACCCGUAGUCCGCCUCCUGCAAAGAUGGCCUCUGCUAUCGCCUCAACACGGAGGACAGCUCCAGCACCACAGACAACAGUCCCGUCAAUUGUCGACUACGCGGACGAGCUUGCAGAUUUGCCAUCAGACGCAUUCGACUCGGAUAAUGAAACUCCGGCUAAGAACCUUGGAGACCCAAUCUGUAUAUCUUCGUCGCCACCCAGAGUAGCAGCAGCAGUACCGAAGCCAAACCUGGCUCCUCCGCGUGGUGGACUGGUUCAAAAGACUCUGUUUGGUGGAACAGUUGUACCGAUGGGCCCAGCUACCCAAGCAAACAAGAGGCAUGCCUGGCCAUUGGCAACACAAAGAGAGCCACCAACUCAUCACAAGCUCAAUGAAGAAGCCACUCAGACCUGGGUAUACCCCACCAACUUGGGAACUACUCGUGACUAUCAAUUCAAUAUCGUCAGUCGAGGUCUAUUUCACAAUUUACUGGUUGCGUUGCCUACCGGUCUGGGUAAAACAUUCAUUGCAGCUACAAUCAUGCUAAACUGGUUCCGCUGGACGGAAAGUGCGCAAAUUGUCUUUGUAGCACCUACCAAACCUCUUGUUGCUCAACAAGUCGAUGCUUGUUUCAACAUUGUAGGCAUUCCUCGUUCGCAGACUGUCAUGCUUACCGGCGAAACUUCGCCGGGCUUGAGAGCGGAAGAGUGGAAGACGAAGAGAGUCUUNUUCAUGACUCCGCAGACAAUCAUCAACGAUCUCAAAACAGGUCUCUGUGAUCCGAAGCGACUCGUCCUGAUCGUCGUUGAUGAAGCGCAUCGAGCAACUGGCAACUACGCUUAUGUCGAAGUCAUCAAGUUUGUUCGUCGAUUCAACACAAGCUUUCGUGUACUCGCCUUGACUGCCACCCCUGGCUCUGAUGUUCCAGCAGUACAGCAAGUCAUCGACGGUCUCGAUAUUUCACGGUGCGAAAUUCGUACAGAAACAUCUCUUGACAUCAGGCAAUAUGUCCAUAGUCGGGACAUUGAUGUCAUCAAGUUUGACUAUUCAGAAGAGCAACAAAUCAUCAUGGAGCUUGCAGGAAAUGCUAUCCGACCUGUACUACUUAAGCUUGCAAGUCAGAACGCCUACUGGAACAAAGACCCCAUGAAACUUACGGCUUUUGGCUGCACCGAAGCUCGAAGAAAGUGGUUUGCAACUGAUGCUGGCAANAAAGCUCCACAAGCCGUCAAGGGCAUGGUCAACAGUAUUUUCACAGUGCUCGGAAGUCUCGGCCACGCUGUCUCUAUGCUCAGAUUCCAUGGCAUUACCCCUUUCUAUAACGGCAUGGUCGAAUUCAGAAACAAAGUUGAUGGAGGUGAGCUCAAGGGCAAAUACGGUGCACAAAUUCGCGACGACGAGAACUUCACCAAGAUGAUGAAUAUGAUGCUGACCUGGACUCGCAACCCCGAAUUCCUUGGACAUCCAAAGUUGGAGCAUCUCAGAACUGUGGUCUUGAACCACUUCCUAGAUGCUGAAGAGAAGGCGGCUGUGCCAGGAGGACAACCUUCAAGCACCAAGAUCAUGAUCUUUGCAGCAUACCGUGACAGUGCUGAAGAGAUUGUGCGCGUCUUGAACAGAAACCAGCCUAUGAUCAGACCACAUGUGUUUGUUGGUCAAGCUGACUCGAAGAACUCGGAAGGCAUGAAUCAGAAGCGUCAACUCGAGGUCAUCAAGCAGUUCAAGGAGGGCAAAUACAACACCUUGGUUGCCACAUCAAUCGGUGAAGAGGGUCUCGAUAUCGGAGAAGUUGAUCUCAUUGUCUGUUAUGAUGCUUCUGCAUCACCCAUCAGAAUGCUCCAACGUAUGGGACGUACUGGAAGAAAGCGGAGGGGUAACAUUGUUCUGCUUCUNUAUGAACGAAAAGAAGUUCCUGAUUUCGAAAAGGCAAAAGACAACUACGAGAAGAUGCAAGGCAUGAUUGCUUCUGGCAAAGACUUCACCUUUCAUGAUGACAGAUCGCCUCGUAUUCUUCCAAGAGAAACUCAACCGACUGUGGACAAAAGAGUCGUUGAGAUUCCUGUGGAGAACUCGCAGGCUGAUCUGCCUGAGCCGAAAAAACGUGGACGAGCUCCUAAGGCACCUCCCAAGAAGUUCCACAUGCCUGACNNAAAUGUCCGAACAGGGUUUGUUAAAGCGGGCAGAAUGGACGAUGAGGAUGCAGAGGAGUUAGCACCACGAGGUAAAGCCAAGGGCAAGAAAGCGACGGCUGCCUCGGUCAAGAAGAUGUUCCGUCCUCCUCCAGGCAUUGAGGCGGUUUCCAUACCAUCGCUUGACGAGGUCUAUCUGAACAAGAUCUGUGAUCGCGAGCUUGACCGCAAAUACAAGUACGUCACAAACGACCAUGCUCUUACUGUCGGCCUACCACGACUAGACCGAUUCUCAAGCUCAUUCCCUGGGCCGACCAAAUUCAUAACACAUGGAAGAGGCGCGCAAGCAGCUUCAGGUCUGAUGAAACGCUUGGGCAGCAUCAAUGACGAUGUUAUACAAAGUUUCAAAGACGCCUACCACCAGUCAGACCUCGAGGGUGAUGUGUCUGACAUGCUGGGUAAUCCGACCGCUGUACAGGUGUCAGACUCUGAGUUGCCAGUCGCCACAACGACCAAAGCAAAGAAGGCACCUGCAAAACCAAGAGCUCCAAAGGUUCCCAAAGCGCCAAAAGAGCCGAAGGCACCGAAAGAGCCCAAAGCACCGAAGGCUGCUAAGGCGCCCAAAGCACCCAAACCACCAGCUGAAGCAAAAACGCCUAAGCCUCGUGGUCGUCCAAGAAAACAAGCACCCAGGCAAAACAGCUCAGACAUGGAAGGAUCAUCUUCUAGCCCAGACCCUACACCUGCUCACCUGCGUAUCGGUACUCAAGGCAUCGAUCUCGGCUCUGCAGACACAUCUGGUGAAGAAGGUCAUGAUCAAGAAGAUGAAGCAGACUCAGAGCUCGACGACUUUGUCGUUGGUAGCGAUGCGCCCAUCGAGUUCGCUUCAAGCUCUCAGCCUCAUGUUUACAAACCUCCCAAGAAGAACAGACUCAAUCUGUUCACUCAAGACGAUAUUGCUGAGGGAAGUGACGAGGACUUGCCUGACUUUGGACCGUCUAGUAUGCCGGAGGAAGUUGUUGAGGUUGUGUCUGAUGAAAAUGAGGAUGAGGAUGUUGCUCCUGUUCGCAAAAAGCUGGGUAGGAGAAGACAGGUUGUGGAUGAUGAUAGUGAUGAGUGA
This is a messenger RNA of Aureobasidium musti, 4332 nucleotides long. The record is from the annotation of a GenBank genome assembly. NCBI's taxonomy places the organism in Eukaryota, Fungi, Ascomycota, Dothideomycetes, Dothideales, Saccotheciaceae.